UGGGAGCGCGCUGCAAAAUGGCGACGCCCAGUCUGCGAGGCCGCCUGGUGCGUCUUGGGAACCCGCGGAAGCCGGUGCUGAAGCCCAACAAACCCCUCAUCCUAGCUGAUCGCGUGGGGAACCGACGCCGGGAGAAAGGCGAGGCCACCUGUAUCACGGAGAUGUCGGUGAUGAUGGCUUGCUGGAAGCAGCAUGAAUUCCGCGACGAAGCGUGCCGAAAAGAGAUCCAGGACUUCUUCGACUGUGCUUCUAGGGCUCAGGAAGCCCGACGGAUGAGAUCAAUCCAGGAAAGCCUGGGACAGUCUGGGAGUUUACCUCCCCACAAAAUGAACAAGUUGUUAAACAAGUUUCCUAACAAACCUCACCUCAGCUGAAAGCAGAGGAGCAUCUACAAUGGACGAUCAUUUCUGAGAACUAUGCACAGGCAUUUCAGGGAUGCUUGCAUCUGUACUGCCAUGCCCUUUCUGAAGGGUGAAAUGAGCAAAGCACUUCUUUUGCUCUUUGGAAUCACGUUCUGGAUGGAAGUUCUCCUUUGUCUGGAAAUAAAACUGAAGGGAAAUUGA
Molecule: messenger RNA, 563 nt
Organism: Jaculus jaculus (lesser Egyptian jerboa)
Lineage: Eukaryota; Metazoa; Chordata; Mammalia; Rodentia; Dipodidae
Gene: Chchd1
Product: coiled-coil-helix-coiled-coil-helix domain containing 1
Exons: 3
Coding region: 18-374 (118 amino acids)
Biological process (GO): mitochondrial translation
Cellular component (GO): nucleoplasm; mitochondrion; mitochondrial ribosome
Molecular function (GO): RNA binding
Source: RefSeq, a predicted model, not a curated record